This is a messenger RNA of Frankliniella occidentalis (western flower thrips), 798 nucleotides long. Its product is annotated as ionotropic receptor 75a-like. The transcript has 4 exons. Gene Ontology annotation, molecular function: ligand-gated monoatomic ion channel activity. The coding region runs from base 13 to 798 and encodes 261 amino acids. The record is from RefSeq and is a predicted model, not a curated record. Gene Ontology annotation, cellular component: membrane. Lineage: Eukaryota; Metazoa; Arthropoda; Insecta; Thysanoptera; Thripidae.
GCGUACGAGCUGAUGAACGCCACUAUUUCGCUACACGUCACCAACUCUCACGGCUACAUCCGUAACGGAAAGUACGACGGGUUGCUGGGGGACCUGUUCAACGGGCUGGUGGAGACUGGCGGCACCGUCAUGCUGCCUGUCGCCUUCCGGAUGAUGGCCAUCACCUACCUGGGCAUCAACAUCCCGAUGCGCGCCGUGACGGUGUUCCGCCAACCGCCGCUGGCCUACACGGACAACGUGUUCUGGUUGCCGUUCCCUGACUCGCUGUGGGCCGCGGCGCUGAGCCUCGUGGCGCUGUGCUGCGUCCUCGCCGUCCUGGCACUGUACCUCGAGCCGAACUCGGAAAGCGGCGACGGCGCCGGCGGCGGGACGGGUGACUCUCACGCCAGCCUGAGAGUAGCGCGGCGGCCGCAGGGCGCGGGCAGGGGCGGCUACAAGCAGCCGCUGCGCGCCUCGCUGUCGGACGUCUUCCUGCUGGCCUUCGGCGCUAUCGCCCAGCAGGGUUCGCCGGUCGAGGCCCGUGGUGUGGCGUCGCGCAUCGUCACCUUCCUGCUGUUCCUCGCCGUGCUGCUGCUCUAUACGUGCUACUCGGCCUCCAUCGUGGUGCUGCUGCAGAGCUCGUCCAGCUCUAUCCGCACACUGCGAGACGUGUGGAAGUCUCGCCUGACCGUGGGCGUCGAGAAUAUGCCCUACAACGUUUACUUCAUCACUGUAAUUUUUUUAGAGCAAUGGAAUGAUUUCGAUGCUAUAGAUCAAGAGACUACAGAGAGGGGACAGGAAGAUCUCUGCGUGGCGUGA